This is a messenger RNA of Ceratotherium simum simum (southern white rhinoceros), 1037 nucleotides long. NCBI's taxonomy places the organism in Eukaryota, Metazoa, Chordata, Mammalia, Perissodactyla, Rhinocerotidae. The record is from RefSeq and is a predicted model, not a curated record.
GCUCACAGUUUUUCUUCACGGCUCUUGGGUGCCCCACACCAGGGGCCCCUCUUUCCCAAAAUCCAGAUGAAGUUUCUCUUACUAAUCAGUCUUUAUCUGCUUAGAUCUGCCAGAGAUGGUGAGGCUUUAUAUGAGACUUCUUCAAGCGGGAACACUUUAAGUGAGCAUGCUUCAGGCGACCACACUUCGAUUGAACACUCUUCAAGUGAGCACGCUUCGGGUGAGCACGCUUUGGGUGAGCACGCUGCAGGUGAGCAUGCUACAGGUGAGCACGCUGCAGGUGAACGCGCUGCAGGUGAACGUGCUUCGGAUGAACAUGCUUCGGGUGAGCAUGAUGCAGUUGAACACGCUGCAGUUGAACAUGCUUCAGGUGAACAUGCUGCCAGUGAGCACGCUUCUGGUGAACAACCUUCAGGUGAACAGCCUUCCAGUGAAAAGUCUUCAGGUGAACAGGCUUCAGCUGAACAGGCUACAGGUGAACAGACCUCAGGUGAAAAGCCAAUGGGUGAACAGCCUUCAGACAGUCCAACUUCCAGCACAUUUUCAGGCCCUGUUUUAAAUUGCCACACAUGCUCUUUUAUGAAUGAUCAAGGAAAAUGCCUUCGUGGAGAGGGAGUCUGCUCCACUCAGAACUCCCAGCAGUGCAUGUUAAAGAAGAUCUUUGAAGGUGGAAAACUCCAAUUCAUGGUUCAGGGGUGUGAGAAUAUGUGCCCAUCUAUGAACCUCUUCUCCCACGGAACCAGGAUGCAAAUUACAUGCUGUCGGAAUGAGUCUUUCUGCAACAAGAUCUAGAAGCCUGUGCCCUUUCCUCCUGCUCUGACUCAGGCAGCAAAAAUCCUCCAUCACCCUACGGGGCUCAAUUUAUAUUUAGUUUUUUCCCCAGUCAACAACUAAUCACAUCUGCCUCUGCCUGAGUGUCAGACAGAAUGCUCAAAUAUCUUAUCCUUCCUCUCCUAUCCAUGCCCUGUUACACAUUCUUUUCUGUCCUCUGUCUUCCCUAUUUCCCAAACCCAUCUCUCAUCAUUCUUUUCUUUUUC